CUCUAAAUAAAAUACAAAAUAGGGCUGGGAAGUUGCUUAGCGGUUGAGUGCCCUUGAGUUCAAUCCCUGCUAUCCAAAAAAAAAAACCAUGGUGUAGGGGAUGAGAGCUGCCUGGGGACUAGGGCUGCAGGUCCUCAGCACUGCUUGCUUCAGACACUAGGGUGCAGCAGUGAACCUUGCUGUGAAACCACGCCUCUGGUGCCCAGGCAGAUGCCUCCUCCCUGGGGUGCACCUCCUGAGGAGUGGUGCUGAGACCCUUCUCCUGUCCCCUGAGGGCUGGGUUCCCUCUGUUCAUCAGAUGCUGGCCUUGCUCACUAAAUGACUGACGUUCUGCAGUGGGCAGCCCAGCUGUGGCACUGCUUGGCCAGGGUAGCAUGUUCUGGUCAUGCCCAGGUCAAGCUGCCCUUCUGCUGAAUUUCAUGUAUAUCAUUUUAAAAAUCCAGUUCUACACAUCUGUCUGGUGGGCAGUGAGGAAGGGCCCAGGAGGAGUGGUAACCAGAGGCCUGUUUUUGGAGGCUUGGAGCCUCACAGGAGGUUUCCUGAGACAGGUUCCAGGGUGGGCAGCUGUGGUGGCUGCCUUGCAGAGGGGCAUCUGCAGAGCCAGGGCUGCUUGGCUUCAGCCAUCAACUGCUGCUUCCCAUCUGCAGCAUAUGGAGGCACAACUAAGAACACAACGUCCACAUGCCGCCACCCCUUUGCCACAGAGAAGUGCCAGGCGAGUUGAAGUGGAAUUAGGUCUGUCCUGUGGGAUGAGGUUCUGAGGGUGGUGUUGGGCUGCCCUAGUUGGCCCUGAUUGUUGAGUGUUCAUUACUGGUGCCAUCUGCAGUGCUGCUUGGUUAGCUGAGGCUGCCCUGGCAGUGGUGUCUCUGCUCUAAUGUGACUGGAGAUGCGAUGCAACACCUUGAACUUUUGCUGUCACGUGACUUGCGAUCAAGGAACAUGGGGAAGAAGUGAAACUGGGUGUGGGUGGUUUAUUUUUUUAUUUUUUAAUGUGGAACACAGUACCUCAUGCCUGCUAGGCACGCAUUCUAGCAUUGAGCCCCAUUCCCUGCUUUGGGAUGGGUGUGCAUAAGUCAUUUGUGAGCUCAGGCGGAAGCCAGCCUUACCCAGCAGUCCCUCCCCUGCUCACAGUGGCCUGUGAACUCCUCUAGCAGUGGCACCUGGGACUGAUGCAGACAUCAGAUGGCUUCCAUCUGUGCUACCACUGCCUAGCUUCUGACUCUGCCAUCAUGCUGGGGCAAGGAGGUGACAGGUUCCCUCCUGCCCCAGCUCAGACCCUUCAGCUCUGUCCCCAGGAAAACAUCCAAGGCGCCAACUUCUUGCCACUGCCCCUUUAUACUGAGCCUGAAAUCUGUCACCUUUCCGUCUCCAGCCUACUGUAGCCAUCUCCAUGUCUCCCUGUCUGGCCCCUGAUCCUCCCCUGCAUCACAAGGGAGGCUGAGCUGCUGGGCUCUGUUGAGGACCCUUAGGUUGCCCCUGGCUGGAAUGAGUCUGGGAAGGCUGUGAGGUUGGCCUGCACCUGCACCCCAAAGCCUGGCCAAAAGUGGGGGAUGUUGCUGCAAAGGACAAAGGAGGACCCACAUGGAUUAGGCUCUGAUUCUGGGGCCACUCCAGGGCAGGAAGGGCAGAAACCAGGGCUGCAAGGGGAGCUUGGUCCAAAAGGACCCCAUAGCUGGGAAUGGACCCCAGCCUAGGCAGCCUCCACACCUACAUGAUUUGUGCUGGCACCCACAGCUGUCUGGCUCCUCCCCAGUGAGGUCUCAGGGGCCUGGAGCAGGGCCUAGGGCUGGUCCUGUUUACCCUGCAUGGGGUUGCUUUUCCCCUGGAAGUCAGAGGAUUCACACACACUGCUCCUUAGUUGUCUCGUAGCUGCACCCCACACAGCUCAGGCAGGCCCGGGAGAGGCGGGGCCUCGUUCUCCCUAGGUACAUGUGCGUUACUAGGAGUUGUAGGGAGUGGCAAGGUUCUAUUCACACCCAUGCCCUUGUUAAUUUAGUCGACAGUUAUGGGGGGACCAGCAAGAAAUGAAGGGGUACCAGGAAGCUACCGGGAAGUGGACUCAGUCUAGCCCGGCUGCCCUGGAGGCCCUCCCCAGGUGCAUGUGCCCCGCCCCUCUGCCAUGCGAUUGGCCAGGCUGGUCCCCAGGCGGGUGCAUAGGCUGGAGCCUGCAGAGCUCUCAGUUUAGUUCUUCAAAGACCCUCCAGACCACAAGGAGACCUGGGACAGCACCAUGGGCGGCCUCGGGCUCUGGCUGCUCUGUGCACUGUGGCUCCAGGCGAUUGCACUCAGCCCGUCCUUGCCCCCCGUGGAGCAGUAUGAGGUGGUGUGGCCCAAACGUCUGCCUGGACCCCGCACCCGCCGAGCUCUGCCCUCCCACAGGGGCCUGUACCCUGAGAGUGUGAGCUAUGUCCUUGGGGCCGGAGGACAGACCUUCACCCUGCACCUGCGGAUAAACAGGGACCUGCUGGGCGUGGGCUAUACAGAGACUUAUUCAGCUGCCAAUGGCUCUGAGGUGACAGAGCAGUGGCAUGGGCAGGACCACUGCCUCUACCAGGGUCACGUGGAGGGUCACCAGAGCUCUGCUGCUAGCCUCAGUACAUGUGAUGGUCUCAGGGGCUUCUUCCGGGUGGGUUCUGCCAUCCAUGUGAUCGAGCCUCUAGAUGGAGGUGGUGAGGAGGGGCAGCAUGCAGUGUACCAGGCCAGGCACCUGCAGCAGAAGGCUGGGACUUGUGGGGUCAGCGAUGCCAGCCUGGACAACCUUCUGGGGCCUCGGGUCUCAGCAGCCUUCAGGCCUCAGCCCCGGAACUGGCCCCUGUCCCGAGAUACCCGCUAUGUGGAGCUGUAUGUGGUCACAGACAGCAAGGAGUUCCAGCAGCUGGGGAGCAGAGAGGCCGUGCGCAGGCGUGUGCUGGAGGUGGUGAACCAUGUGGACAAGUUUUAUCAGGAGCUCAAUUUCCGUGUGGUAUUGGUGGGCCUGGAGAUCUGGAGCAGGGACAAGGUCCCCAUCAGCCCCCAUGCCAACAUCACCCUGGAGAACUUCCUUUCCUGGCGGGCACAGGACCUGAUGGGGAGACACCCCCAUGACAAUGUGCAGCUCAUCACGGGGGUCGACUUUACCGGGACCACUGUGGGACUGGCUCAGGUGUCUGCCCUGUGCUCUCGGGCCUCGGGGGCUGUGAAUCAGGACCACAGCCAGAACCCUAUUGGCGUGGCGUCUACCAUGGCCCACGAACUGGGCCACAACCUGGGCAUGAACCAUGACGAGAAUGUCCAAGGAUGCUACUGCCCCGUGCCGCGGGAGGGUGGUGGCUGCAUCAUGGCGGCCAGCAUUAGCUCCAAGUUCCCCAGGACGUUCAGCAGGUGCAGCAGGACUGACCUAGAGAUGUUCCUGGAGAAACCCCAGACGGGCUGCCUGGCCAAUGCCCCUGACCCUGACCGGCUGGUGGGAGGCCCUGUGUGUGGGAACAUGUUUGUGGAGCGUGGGGAGCAGUGUGACUGUGGCACUCCCCAGGACUGUCAGAACCGCUGCUGCAAUGCCACAACAUGCCAGCUGGCUGAGGGGGCCAAGUGUGCCCAUGGCACCUGCUGCCACGAGUGCAGGGUGAAGCCAGCUGGUGAGCCAUGCCGCCCCCAGAGGGACCAGUGUGACCUGGAGGAGUUCUGCGAUGGCCGGAGUCCAGCGUGCCCAGAGGAUGUCUUCCAGGAGAAUGGCACACCCUGUCCUGGGGGCUACUGCUUUAAUGGGCAGUGCCCCACACUGGCCCAGCGGUGCCAGGAACUGUGGGGUCCAGGUGCACAGGUUGCUGCAGACACCUGCUUCUCCUUCAGCAUCUCUCCAGGCUGCAGAGAUAGGAUCACCCCCAGCAUGGGCAGGGCCGACAGAUGUGGGAUCCUGUACUGUGCAGGGGGCCGGCAGCCCCCAGAGCGCAGCUCCUGUACAGUCAGUUCCUACUCGGGCAAUUGCCAAGCUCUGCGCAUGGACAGCGAGGCCUCUGCCUAUGAGCCUGUGCCCCAGGGCACCAGGUGUGAUAAGGGGAAGAUUUGCUGGGAAGGGCGCUGCCAAGACCUCCAGGUCUACAGAUCCAAGAACUGCUCCGCCCAGUGCCACAACCAUGGGGUGUGCAACCACAAGAGGGAAUGUCACUGCCACGUGGGCUGGGCACCGCCCCACUGUGCGGAGCUACUGACAGACAUGCAGGCAGCACCUGGGAGUCUCCUGGUCAGCGUGCUGGUGCCCCUAGUGCUCCUGAUGGCCAUGCUGGCCACCCUGGCAGGCGUCAUCGUACACCGCAAGGUCUGGAGCCGUGUCCCCAGGAGGAGUGUAGCACCCAAGACCACCAUGGGGCUCUCCAACCCCCUGUUCCAGGAGGCAGGCAGCAGUGGGCCAACCAAGGGCAGGGCUCCAGGGCCCCCAAAGCUGGUGUCUACCACGCACCCCAGCCAGCCCGUCAGAGCCACCGUGGCCCCAAAGAGGCUGCCCCCUGCACCGCCAGUCAUGUCCAGUCCACCCUUCCCAGUCCCUAUCUACCCACAGAAGGCACCAGACCAGCUCAGACCUGCUCCACCCACCAAGCCCCUCCCAAAGCUGAAGCCCAAGCAGCCUGUCAAGCCAACCUCUGCACCCCCCUUGCCACCUGUCAAGCCCAGUGCUGGAGAGACCACACCUGGAAUGACUCAGGGGGUCAAAGGCCCCAAAGUCGCACUGAAGCCCGCCGUCCGAAGGUGACAAGGGCGCCGGCCCAGUGUCCAGCCACUGCACAAGUCUGGAGAGGCACUUCGGAACCAAGCGCUGGCAUCCCGGGCUCACUACCUGGGCCUCCACGGACCUGGCUGGACGCUCGGCUCCACUCAGGACUCUGGCCUGCUCGG
This is a messenger RNA of Ictidomys tridecemlineatus (thirteen-lined ground squirrel), 4869 nucleotides long. RefSeq names its product ADAM metallopeptidase domain 8 (gene Adam8). NCBI's taxonomy places the organism in Eukaryota, Metazoa, Chordata, Mammalia, Rodentia, Sciuridae. Gene Ontology annotation, molecular function: metalloendopeptidase activity; cell adhesion molecule binding. Gene Ontology annotation, biological process: proteolysis; positive regulation of cellular extravasation; inflammatory response. The record is from RefSeq and is a predicted model, not a curated record.